This is a messenger RNA of Durio zibethinus, 1591 nucleotides long. RefSeq lists its product as uncharacterized. The record is from RefSeq and is a predicted model, not a curated record. NCBI's taxonomy places the organism in Eukaryota, Viridiplantae, Streptophyta, Magnoliopsida, Malvales, Malvaceae.
UGAAUUUAUUGGAAACACUGAAGGAAUCAAGUCAAUCCUAUUCCAACGAAUAUCCCGCGACAGGAUUAUGUAUCUCUAUGAAUAUAAUAACGCUGUUUAAUUCACUUUAUUUCAACAUCUUUGUGUAAUCUGGCGACAUAUUCUGGGAAUCUCCUUUCUUUUUGGCCUUAUAUUUGACACAAUAAUGAGCACAUAAAGACACCAUUGCCAAACUGAAAAUUUCCUCUUUCAAUAUAAACACCAAACUUACCUGUACAUCGCCUUCAAUCGUUCUCCCACAAAAAGAGCGAAAGAGAAACACGAAAAAGCAAGACAGAGAAAGGGCGGUGGAAGUUACUUCUAUUUCGUUCUUGAUGGCGAGAAUUCCAGUGAGGUUCAAUAGGAUAGCGGCAGCUUUCAAUGAAGCGGCAAGGGCGCCACCGGUACGGCAAUGUGAGACCAGUGGCAGCGACCACUCUCCGGAGGAUUUGACUGAUCUUUCGGAUCUUGUGAAUUCUUUCAUUGAGAGCAAUUGCGGGGUUGAAACUGAAGAGGAUAAGACCGAACAAGAGAAGGAAAAUGAGAACGAUGGAUCAAAGGUUUAUUGGUCAGAUUCUGAGACCAAAGAUAUGUUAAAGAGUUUGGUGGGUGAUAAAAUCUGUGAUGGGAACGAAGAUGAUGAUGUGAAGCAAAAGAUUCUCGUACAGACAGAACUUGCUUAUUGGGGUGCAGAGAACAUGUCUUCUGAGGGAUUUAAACGUCGGUUGAUGUCUCGUCUGCGAGACAAGGGCUUUGAUGCUGGACUGUGCAAAUCUCGGUGGGAGAAAUUUGGGCGGCAUCCGGCUGGGAGUUAUGAAUAUGUAGAUGUAAAUGUUAACGGGACUCGUUACAUUAUUGAAGUAAAUCUUGCUGGAGAAUUUGAAAUAGCUCGACCAACAAGCAGUUACACUUCAUUAAUCGAUGUUUUCCCACCAAUUUUCGUGGGAAAACCAGAAGAACUCAAGCAGAUUGUAAGAGUGAUGUGCAGAGCAAUAAGAGAAUCAAUGAAAAGUAAGGGCAUUAAGGUGCCUCCUUGGAGGCGAAACGGUUACCUGCAGGCCAAGUGGUCUGCUCAUUACAAGCGUACAACCAAUGAAAUUUCAGCUAAAAACGCAUCACUGAAGAAUGACGCAGUUGCAACCAAAAGAUCAGUUGGGUUUGAGACGUUGCCAACGGUUUCUUAUCACUGCAGAGACAAUUUCGCGAGUAAAGCUGGUUUGAAAGUUGGUUAUUUGACUGCUGCCUUUAAUGCAAAUGGCAGCAUUGGUUUGCAAUUGUAGUCAUUCCAUGAAAUUGCGUUAAAUUUUGUACAUAAAAAGACAGCUGUUUUUCCUUGUGACGAUUUGGAGUGCUUUCAUCUGGUUAGAUUUAAUAAACUGGCAAGAUGCAACUUAUCUCUACUUCUCUAGCCAAUUCCAUUGGCCUUUUUGUAAGUUUUGGCUGGAAUCCAUGUAGACCAAUUGCAUUACUUCCUUUCGGAUAAUGCUACUAAAUUGCUUCUUUAGUUAGAAAUUUGUAUCCGGAAUGGACUUCUGACCGAUAUGCCGAAUCAGUUCAGCUAGAAGAGGGCUGG